AAGUGCAAGGACCCAAGUUUGAUCCCUGGUACCAAACAAAACAAAACAAAAGAAGACAGUUUAUUUGGAAAAAGGGAAAAAAGGGAAGAUAGCUACUCUGGGAGAGUAGGGGCCAUGAGAAGUGAAUACCUGUGGAUGUUUGUCCUCAGCUACUUUUUAUUUAGGACUAGUGAUUUCUCCCAUCCCUCAUGUGGGCACCUGGGAGUCACUGCCCUGGGACUGGCCUUCUGGCUGUCUUUGAUUCUAACCUGAGCCCCCUAUCUACAUUCCUUCUUUGUGAUGGAUAAGUGAGGAGGGCCUUAUAGAAAGAUAACUUAGAGUUAAUGAUUAAGUAAAGGGAACAUGUGUGUUUUAUGUAUUAAAUAAGAACCCUCGGGUGGCUGCUCCUUAUCUCCUUUGCAUUGUAUGGGGGGAAGGUUCCUGGCUACAAGCCUGUGUUUCCUGUUACUCUUCUCCUAAGUUCUUAUGUUGUGUUACCUGGCCUUCCUGAAUCUGGUUUCUCUCUCUACCAUUACCUUUCUUUCUUUCUUUUUUUUGGUACCAGGGAUCGAACUCGGGACCUUUCGCUUCUGAACCAGGCGUGGGAACCACUGAGCUAAAUCCCCGGCACACCUUUGUCUAAUUGCUGGAGUCUAACUGCAGAGGCAAAAGCUGCCUUUAACGCAGACCUGAGGACCCAGCCGGGCACCAGCCGCAGCAAAGUGGCCAUGCCAGACUCUCAGCCCGCUCUCCCCACUGUUCGGCAGCAGCUGAACCCGGAAGUAACAGCCCGGAAGUUCUGGGGAGGCCUCAGCCUGCUCCGCGUGCUGUGGUGCCUGCUCCCGCAGACGGGUUACGUGCACCCUGAUGAGUUCUUCCAGUCGCCGGAGGUCAUGGCAGAGGACAUCCUGGGUGUGCAGGCCACGCGGCCCUGGGAGUUCUAUGCCAGCAGCUCCUGCCGCACCGCAGUCUUCCCACUGCUGACUUCUGGCUCUGCCUUCUGGGUACUCCGGCUCUGGGAGGAGCUGGGGCUGUGGCCAGGCCCCGUGAGUGGCUACGCGCUGCUGGUAGGACCCCGGCUUCUCCUCACCGCCCUCUCCUUUGCCCUGGACCGGGCUGUGUACCACCUGGCCCCACUGUGGGGCGCAGAUCGCUGGCGUGCCCUGGUCCUGCUGUCCGGGUCCUACGUCACCCUGGUGUUCUAUACCAGGACCUUCUCCAAUGCCAUCGAGGGGCUUCUCUUCACAUGGCUGCUGGUGCUGGUAUCCCCUCACCUGGCAUGGUGCCUCACACCCAAGAAACCUGCCUCAGGCCCAUGGUGGCACAGCUGCCUUCUUGGGGCUGUGGUGGCUGCUGGCUUCUUCAACCGGCCCACAUUCCUGGCCUUCGCCCUGGUCCCCCUCCUCCUCUGGGGCCAGCGCGGAGCCCGGCAGCCCAGCUUGAAGUCCCUGGCCCAGGAGGGCCUGGCGCUACUCCCUGGGGCAGCCCUUGCCACAGGGGCCUUCGUGGCUGUGGACAGCUGGUACUUCUCCAGCCUCUCCAGGUCUAACAGCCUGGUCUUCACACCUGCCAACUUCCUGCGCUACAACCUGGAUCCCCAAAACCUUGCCAGGCACGGCACACAUACGCGGCUCACCCACCUGGCCCUCAAUGGCUUCCUGCUCUUCGGGGUGCUGCACGCCCAGGCACUGCAGGCCUCAUGGCAGCAGCUGCAAGUGGGCCUCCGGGUGUGGGCACAGAUGGGCCUUGGGAGGGUGCCGGGCACCCUGAACUUGCUAUCCAACCCCCGUGCAUCCCUCCUCCUCCUCUACUUCGUGCCCCUGGCCCUGCUGUCUGCCUUCAGCCACCAGGAGGCUCGGUUCCUCAUCCCCCUCCUCAUCCCCCUAGUCCUGCUGUGCAGCCCACGGACCCACCCUGUGCCCUGGAAGGGCACCCUGGUCCUCUUCAAUGCCAUCGGUGCCCUCUUCUUCGGCUGCUUGCAUCAGGGAGGCCUGGUACCCGGCCUGAGGGUCCUCGAGCAGGUGGUCCAUGGCCCCGUGCGCCCAGGCCUGCCGACCCACUACACGCUCCUCUUCACUCGCACCUACAUGCCGCCCCAGCACCUCCUGCACCUCCCAGGCUUCGAGUCACCCGUGGAGGUGGUGGACAUGGGUGGGACUGAGGACUGGGUCCUGUGCCAAGCUGUGAAGAACUUCACCAGACAGCCGGCUUGCCAGGUGGCCGGUGGGCCAUGGCUCUGCCGCCUCUUUGUGGUGAUGCCUGGGACCACCAGGCACAUCGUGGAGAAGUGCAGCUUCCCUCUCAAGAACCAGACACUCGUGUUUCCCCACCUGACCCUGGAGGACCCACCGAGCCUGUCCUCCCUGCUGAGUGGGGACUGGGGGGACCACCUUAGCUUGCACAUCAUGGAGCUGGAGGACAUGCCUGAGGGUACAACACAGUAGUCACUGCCCAAGGUACGGCCGUAGAGGGGCCCUCCAGCUGGGCCAGACAUGGGACAGGCCCUGGCCCCCCGCAUUCCCACUGCCACCUCUCCCAGGCAUGGCCAUUGGUUGUUCUGCCUUCUGGGUGAGCCUGUGCUCUACUCAGACACCGUAGACCAGGCCUGUCACAGUCCUGAUGCUAAGGUCCCCAAAGAUCGGUGGUGUAACCAAUGGCACCUAAUGUCUGUCCCUAACCUAUUGCUUCCAGCUACUGUUAAUGUUUUAAAUAUAUAGUAGUAACUGGUUGUGAAUAAAAGAUAAUAAACUGCCAAUGACA
Molecule: messenger RNA, 2739 nt
Organism: Heterocephalus glaber (naked mole-rat)
Lineage: Eukaryota; Metazoa; Chordata; Mammalia; Rodentia; Bathyergidae
Source: RefSeq, a predicted model, not a curated record